GAUGAGGGCCGGACUCUGAAGGAAUCUGGGGGUGCAGCCCACAGAGAUUCAGGGGACCCAGGAAUCCUGCUUUCCAGCCGGGCCUUACCCUAAGCGUCCUGGUGGCAGGAGAGGGUGGAGAGAGGGUGUGUGUGUGUGUACUGUGGAGGGUGGUGCUGAGUGGCGUGGAGAGUUGCAGACCUAGUCUCCUCCUGGGCCCCUGGGGUCCUCGGCUUUGCCUUGCUCCUUGGGCUCUCCUAAUUUAAUGAAAGCACUUAGGAAAACCCAUGGCAGGAGACAGAGUAAAAAUCUUAUUACUGAGACACUGCAUGUGGAAAAAACUAUGACAGUUUCCAGCUUUAUAAAUUAAUAAAAAUCAAGCACCUGAUAAUGCUGUUUAGUCACAAUUACAUUAAGUUGGGGGUGCGGGUGCAUGUCAUUGCAGUUGAUACGCGUGAAGAAUCUUAAGUUGUAGCUGAAAAGCCAGAAUGGAGCUAUCAAUGCCCCCACCUCAGAUCUAUGUAGAAAAGACUCUGGCUAUUAUCAAACCAGAUAUUGUUGACAAAGAGGAGGAGAUACAAGAUAUUAUUCUCAGAUCUGGAUUCACCAUUGUUCAGAGAAGAAAACUACAUCUCAGCCCUGAGCACUGUAGUAACUUUUAUGUGGAACAAUAUGGGAAAAUGUUUUUCCCCAAUUUAACAGCUUACAUGAGUUCUGGACCACUUGUUGCCAUGAUAUUAGCUAGAUAUAACGCCAUCUCUUACUGGAAAGAACUCUUGGGACCAAGUAAUAGCUUAGUAGCUAAGGAGACACACCCAGACAGUCUGAGGGCGAUUUAUGGCACAGAUGAGCUAAGAAAUGCACUUCAUGGAAGUAAUGAUUUUGCUGCAGCAGAAAGAGAAAUUCGAUUCAUGUUUCCUGCAGUGAUUGUUGAGCCCAUUCCAGUUGGACAAGCUGCUAAGGACUAUUUAAAUUUGUAUGUAAUGCCAACUCUGCUUAAAGGACUCACAGAACUUUGUAAGCAAAAACCAGCAGAUCCUUUUUUCUACCAGGUUAUUGCUACAACCCAUCUUCCUCCACCCUCAUGCACACGUUGUCAGUCAUGUAACCCCAUGGACUGCAGCCCGCCAAGCUCCUCUGUCCAUGGACUUUUCCAGGCAAGAAUACUGGAGUGGGUUACCAUUUCCUUCUCCUGAUUUUAAUUUUUUGAGGAGCCUAUUACUUUCUUUGCUGGCCAUAUCAACUUAAAUUACAACCAGCAGUGCACGAGGGUUCCCUUUU
Bubalus bubalis (water buffalo) is the source of this 1260-nucleotide messenger RNA. RefSeq names its product NME/NM23 family member 5 (gene NME5). Gene Ontology annotation, biological process: CTP biosynthetic process; UTP biosynthetic process; GTP biosynthetic process. The transcript is spliced from 5 exons. The record is from RefSeq and is a predicted model, not a curated record. Lineage: Eukaryota; Metazoa; Chordata; Mammalia; Artiodactyla; Bovidae. Gene Ontology annotation, molecular function: nucleoside diphosphate kinase activity. Bases 468 to 1175 code for a protein of 235 amino acids.